Messenger RNA from Trametes versicolor FP-101664 SS1, 648 nucleotides. RefSeq lists its product as uncharacterized. The transcript has 3 exons. The record is from RefSeq and is a predicted model, not a curated record. The coding region runs from base 1 to 648 and encodes 215 amino acids. NCBI's taxonomy places the organism in Eukaryota, Fungi, Basidiomycota, Agaricomycetes, Polyporales, Polyporaceae.
AUGCCUACCGCUGCACCCUCCGACCCGACGUUGCGCCUGCUCGUCGACUCCUGGACGAGUAAGGCCGGCCGUGGCUCGUUCACCUCCGUCAUCGCGUGCAUCGAAAACGACACCACCGGCGUCACGUUCACUCUUCCGGAUGACUACGCCGAUCUCGCCUCUUCGCGUGCGCGAUGGGAAGGCUGGCUUGAGGUCAUCAACCACCCCACUGGGCAGGGGAUGUUCCCAGCAUCGACGACCGAGCGCCAACGUGCGGCUCUGCGCGGGCUCGCGCGAGCUCUCAUAUUCUUCAGCAUUGAAGAUGCCCACGGCCAACGCCGACAGGACUGGCCCCACUUCGUCAAUCGCGUCCGCGAGAUCGCUGCUAUGGAGGGCCUCACGGGCGAGCGGCAACUCCGAGCUGGUCCUCGACUGGCUUAUUUCUCCAGCUCACAGGCCUCUAAUGCCUGGAGAGCUGAGCAGAGCCCCGCGCCCGAUCUUGGGGCUGCCGCAAGUGAAGACGCGCAUGGAGGCACGGUCGUGGAAUCGGAUCGCGUUCGCACGGUUGUUGAGGCGGACCGCGUUUGCACGAACUCGGCGGCUCUGGACUAUGAUAGCGACUCAAGCCUGCCAUCGCUGAGGACCGUUGGGGGCUCGGACUCGGAGUAG